AUGUUUCAGAAGAGGAUUGGUGAGUUUUCUUUUCCCCUUCUGUUCCUUCUGUCCUCUCUCUUCCUCUGUUGCCUCCUCCCUUCUUUUGCUUUCCGUCUUCUCAUCUUUUUGUAUCAUGUCUGGACUCGAUUCAUAACCGAUCUCUCUCAAGAAGCUCUUCAUUCGGCACAACACGAUUGGGCAGGUAGAAAUCGUAACGCCUUAGGACGUGGUCCUCGACCCGUCUUGACCGAUGGGGUUCAUUCUCUCUUAGCUUCUUGGGCAGUAGCAUUCUUCGCUCCUCGUGGUAUCCGAGUAUAUGCCGCUCAAAAUGGUCAAAGGGUUAUUCCACCACCUAUCGAACCUUUAUCUUCUAGAGGUAUUAGUCGUGCUUCUGAUUAUUCUAGCGCGACGAGUGAUGAAGAAGAAAGUGAGAGUGGUUGGGGUGAAGAGAAUGAAGCUAAAAGAAGAGAUAUGUAUUUACCUAGAAGAGAAAGGGAAUUAAGAAGUAGGGAACGUGCUAGAGCUAGAAGAAGGGAAAGAAGGAGAACUAUGAGAGAAGAAGAAAGAAGAUCUUAUGGUGAAGGUGAUUGGGAAGUUCAUUUCGUACAUAUGACACCUACCAUUUGGCAGGCGGGUGCUAGACCUAGGACUUAUGGUGAACCUGUUUUGAGGAGAAGGAGGUGA
Tremella mesenterica DSM 1558 is the source of this 666-nucleotide messenger RNA. RefSeq lists its product as uncharacterized. The record is from RefSeq and is a predicted model, not a curated record. The transcript has 2 exons. NCBI's taxonomy places the organism in Eukaryota, Fungi, Basidiomycota, Tremellomycetes, Tremellales, Tremellaceae. Bases 1 to 666 code for a protein of 221 amino acids.